Messenger RNA from Bacillus rossius redtenbacheri, 1679 nucleotides. Its product is annotated as proton channel OtopLc-like. Gene Ontology annotation, cellular component: membrane. Gene Ontology annotation, biological process: proton transmembrane transport. NCBI's taxonomy places the organism in Eukaryota, Metazoa, Arthropoda, Insecta, Phasmatodea, Bacillidae. Gene Ontology annotation, molecular function: proton channel activity. The transcript has 6 exons. Bases 1 to 1218 code for a protein of 405 amino acids. The record is from RefSeq and is a predicted model, not a curated record.
AUGAUCUACUCUGUGCUCGAGUUCGGGCAGUUCUUCGUCAUGAAGGAAGACGAGAAAUGUCGGAACUUGCUGAUCGCCUUGACCCCGGCUGUGAGGGUGGUGUUCAUCAUCACCCAGUUGCAGUUCAUCUUCAACACGGACAAGCAACUGACGAUCAAGAAUUUCAAGUCGCUGGCGAGGUUCGGCUUGAUGCACAUGAUGGCGACGAACGUGUGCGUGUGGUUCAACGUUCUGGUGCAGGAGUCCAAGUACGAGAUACUCAAGUACCACGACAUAGGCGAGGCGACGCGCGGCCUGCUGGUGGAGGACCUGUACGAGUGCCGACACGACAACAUCAUGGGCUCGCUGGUGCAGGACGCCAGCCCCUUCCUGUUCCCCUGCACCAUCGAGUACAGCCUCAUCUGCGCCGUCAUCCUCUACACCAUGUGGAAGGACGCGUGCUCGAAGCGCGGCGGCAACGGCGGCGGCGGGGCCUACGGCAACCAGGUGGCGCGCGCCAAGCCGACCAAGGCGAGCGCGGCGCACCACGUGCGGGUGGACUGCGCCAGCGCGCACAAGGGCUUGUUCGCCGGCGUGCUGGUGCUGGUGCUCACCAUCAUCAGCCUCGUCAUGUUCUUCGUGCUGGUGGAGCAGCCCGGCCUGCAGCGCCUCGCCGUGCUGGAGGUGAACCUCGCCACGCUGGCGCUGUACGGCCUCAGCGUGCUCGCCACGGGCCUCUGCGCCUACCGCAUCAAGGAGCUCAGGUACGACAACAACAGGUGCUUCGAGCUGGACAACACCCUGCUGGUGGUGGCGCAGUGGGGGCUGUACGCCUCCAACAUCUCGUCCAUGCUGGCCGUCUCGCUGGGAGACCACGCGCGGCCCGACGUGCUGGUCAAGUCCGUGGCUUCCACGGCGCAGGCCACGCUGCAGACCGUGUUCAUCGUGGACGCCUGGUGGCGGAUCUGCACCACCCCCAGUCAGAUGCGCCGGCGGCCCGGCCGACAGCUCGUCACCUUCCUGCUGGUGACCAACCUGGCGCUGUGGCUGGUGAGCCGCACGCAGACGGCGCGGCCCGAGUUCCAGCCCGUCGAGGUGCGCUUCUACGGCGUGCGCGCCUGGACCAUCAUCUCGCACGUCACCAUGCCGCUGGCCAUCUUCUACCGCUUCCACUCCACCGUGUGCCUCUGCGAGAUAUGGAAGUGCUGCUACAAGAUGAAGCUGGUGUCCGCGCGGUGAAUCCCGGAUCGCCGACGCCCUCUGUCAGGGCCGGAUUCAGAGGUCUGGAAGCCUCGGGGCAACAGAGGAGCGGAGGCCCCCUGGCCCCAAAUUAUUUUACAAACAAAAUGAACAAUUUUUUUUCAGUCGAGUUUUCCAAUAAAUAAUUAAUUGUGAAAUCUAGUAGAUUCUCUUAGUAUUUAAAAAAAAAACAUACAUAAAUAUAAUCGGAGACAAGAAUUAUAUGAAAUUAAAUUUUUGUGUUAAUGAAUAUUUCUGUUAAUAUUUAACAAUAAUAUAAUCAUGUAUGUACAAAGUGGUACUGUGGGUAAAAGUAAAACAGCGAUAAAAAUAAUAUCAAAGGAUUUGUGGGGGCCCUCCGUUUGUGGGGCUUUCGCCCCGGUUGCCCUCCCCUAAAUCCGGCCCUGCUCUCUGUGUUUGGUGACGAAACCAACUUGGAGACAACAUUGCAAAAAAAAAAA